Trypanosoma grayi is the source of this 1908-nucleotide messenger RNA. Its product is annotated as ABC transporter. The record is from RefSeq and is a predicted model, not a curated record. Gene Ontology annotation, biological process: very long-chain fatty acid catabolic process; peroxisome organization; fatty acid beta-oxidation. Gene Ontology annotation, cellular component: peroxisomal membrane. The transcript has a single exon. NCBI's taxonomy places the organism in Eukaryota, Euglenozoa, Kinetoplastea, Trypanosomatida, Trypanosomatidae. Gene Ontology annotation, molecular function: long-chain fatty acid transmembrane transporter activity; ABC-type transporter activity; ATP hydrolysis activity. Bases 1 to 1908 code for a protein of 635 amino acids.
AUGACUUCCACUGCGGGACUCCUCACGACGGUGAGUGCGACAGUGACGCCCUUUCGCGUGCUGUAUAUAUCACUGGUGAUGAUAGUGCUGAACGGCAUCUAUCAGGUGUUGCGUACACGCCACGAGAGCAAAUCACCACGACGGCUUGUGCGACGAGGUGGCGGUGCCCAUCGGCGGCCGAGCAUCAUCUUCGAUCGCACCAUGCUCCGCCGCAUCGUAGAGCUGCUGCGCAUCUGUUUCCCCUCUAUGCUCUCUUUGGAAUCGGGCAUGGUAUUGCUCUUGUCGAUCCUCAUGGCUCUGCGUUCUAUGCUUUCGCUGAGACUCGCCCGACUAAUGGGGGAGAGCAGCGAGGCGCUUGUUCGCAAGCAACUCAAGCGGUUUGUUUUUAGUGUCGUCGAUGUUGCGGUUUAUGCCAUCCCCACGACAGUCACUGCUGUUGGCAUUGCUUACACAACCUCCACCAUGGAGCGGCGCUUCCGCGAGCGACUGCAGGAUGUCCUUCAUGGGGAGUACUUUCGGGGACACCGAGUGUACGACUUGGCUAUGACGCGGGCCCUUGACAACCCGGCUCACCGUGUGACAAACGACGUGCAGCGUUUCUGCAGCGAGCUUACAGGACUCCUCCCCGCCGUUGUGAAGCCACUCGUGGAUAUCGUUAUCUUCUCCACUGCAUUGGCGCGUUUCGGCGGCUACGGUGCCCCGCUGUCAAUGAUGUCCUACUACGCCCUUGUCGGCGUGAUCUUCAGUUCGGUGAUGCCGAACUUUGCAAGCUUGGUAGCGCGCAGCAGGGAGAAAGAAGGCAACCUACGCAUGAUGCACACACAACUAAUCCAGCACGCAGAGGAGGUCGCAUUCUACCGUGGUGCGGAUGUGGAAUGUGAGAACGCCGACCGAUUUCUGAGAUCUUUUGUCCGAUUGGAGCGCCACAUCAAGCGUGUAAAGUGGUGGACGUCCUUUGUCAACUCGUUUUUCGUCAAGUACGGUGCUACCUGUGUAGGCUACGCGAUCUGCGCGUUUGUGGUUCAUCGGGAGAAGGACCACCUCGACGCUGCUGCGCUGACGCAGCUUCACGUGCACAGUACCCAGCUUUAUAUUCCCCUAUCGAUGGCUGUGGGAAAGCUCCUCUCCCUCCAGCUGAAGAUUGGCGGGCUGUGCGGUAGCGCUCACCGUGUGGGCGAGCUGCGCGACGCCCUGCGUAUCCUGGAGCGGGACCGGCAGAGCACAACCGGAAAUGUCACGGAGGUGGUGGACAGCAAUCAAAUUGUGUUUAAGGAUGCAGCAAUCGUAACCCCCGCCGAUCAGGUCGCCAUUCAAAGCUAUACUGAAGCUUUUCAAACUGGGCAGCCCGUCCUGAUUAUGGGAUGCAACGGCUCGGGCAAGACAGCUCUUUUCCGCACGCUUUGUGGCCUGUGGCCGUUGCGCAACGGCAGGUUGGAGCGGCCCCCGCUGCCGCAGCUGUUGUUCCUCACCCAGCGGGUAUACCUCCCGCCAGGGACGCUCCGAACACAGCUUAUCUAUCCCGCGGUAGAGGAGGAGGAGCGGGCCCGCGGCCUCUCUGAUGCAACUCUCUUGCAGUUUGCUUCGGACAUGGGCUUGGGCGGUGUUGUGGAGCGUGAAGGCGGGCUUGACGCUGAGAAGGACUGGAAUGAGUCUCUUUCUGGUGGUGAGCGGCAACGAGUCGGCCUCGUUCGUGCGAUGUACCACCGGCCUAUGUUUGCUUUCCUCGACGAGUGCACCAGCGCCAUUUCACAGGAUGUGGAGCCGGCACUGUAUGAAGUGCUUCAGCGCUGUGGUUUGACAUUGAUCACUGUUUCACAUCGUGAGGCGCUGAAGGCUCUUCACCAGAAGGUCGUGAUUCUAGAUGGAGUGGGCGGGUACAGUGUGCGCGCGGUAGAAAAGAGACAAUAA